AUGUGGCUAAUCCACCAUAAACCGAUGGACAUCAGCACUUCCUCCUUCAACAUGAACGACAACAAUGGGACAACAAUGUCUGAGAAUACCAGCAGCACCAACAGAACCUCACAUUUCCCCAAUGAGGUUACUGCAGUACUCUACACUAUUGUCUUCGUUGUGGGUUUCUUGGGUAACGCAUUAGUUAUCUAUGUAGUUGCCCGAUACAGCAAGAUGAAGACAGUAACCAACAUGUACAUCCUGAAUUUAGCUGUGGCAGAUGAACUCUACAUCUUGGGGAUCCCCUUCAUAGGGACCACUGGCGUGCUCUCCUAUUGGCCAUAUGGAGAUUUUCUCUGCAAGGUGGUCAUGACCUCUGACGGCAUGAGCCAGUUCGCCUCCACCUUCUGCCUGACGCUGAUGAGCAUUGACCGCUUCCUUGCUGUGGUUUAUCCCAUUCGUAGCACCAAAUGGCGAAAGCCACGGAUGGCCAAGAUUUUCAGUGGCCUGGUGUGGGUUGUUUCCCUCCUGAUGGUGUUGCCGGUUAUCAUUUUUACACAAGUGCAGGAAGACACUAACACCUGCAACAUAAGCUGGCCUGGGCCUCCGGGCGUGUGGUCCGUUGUUUUUAUCCUGUACACAUCAAUCAUGGGGUUUUUUGGCCCUUUGGUUGUCAUCUGCCUCUGCUAUCUCCUGAUUGUCAUCAAGGUGAAGUCUGCAGGCGUGCGGGCAGGCCAGACUAAGCGGCGCAAGUCAGAGCGCAAGGUGACGCGCAUGGUGGUGAUCAUCGUGGUGGUUUUUAUACUUUGUUGGCUGCCCUUUUUUACUGCCAACAUUGUGAAUUUGUUUCAUUUCAUACCCGAGAACGAAAUCACUACCGCUGUCUACUUUUCCCUGAUCAUCCUCACCUACGUCAACUCCUGUGCCAACCCAGUCCUUUACGGGUUCCUGUCUCACAACUUCAAGCAGAGCUUCAAGAAAGUGCUUUGCUGCUCCAAAGAGAAUGGUACUACAAUUACAGAACCAGUGGGGACCAGACAGAACAAUGAGAAGGAGUCUACCCAGAUGGUCAUAAUGAACACCCAGAGUGAGCCUUUAACCUCAAAACCUGCAAUGAAUGGCCAGUGAUUGCUGCCUUGUUGCUGACCAAGCUUUCACCGAUGAACCAUUGGGACCUCAGGCAUUUUACCCAUGAGCCUUCAUACUGACAGGGAAUAUCCUGAGUUUAUUUUGGUUGCCCCCAUUUCUGUCUUGGGCAUCUCUGGAGAGGCUCACUGAACUGUUUGAGAAGCAGUUUUUACUAAUCACUGCAUUUUUUUGUUGUUGUUUGUUUUCAUGUCUUUGUACACUGCAAUAGACUGUGAGGAUAUGUUUUUGUUUUUCUUGUUUUGUUGGAAAGUAAGUGUCAAUUACUUUAAUCAGUUCAGAAGUAAUAUUUUGUUUUUGUUCUAUAAUGGGCAUUUUUCAAGAAGUGAUAUUGCUUAUUCAAAUACUUGUGUUUUAAAGAGGACAUAUCGUGCAAAAUCCACUUUUUUAGCCUGUAAAGUGUAACUCACGCCGAUGUAAAAUCAUAACCCCAAUCCCAGACAAUUUGGAAAAUGCCACUAAAGUGGGCAGUGCCACAAGACCCUGAGGUGAAAGGGCUACAU
This is a messenger RNA of Fundulus heteroclitus (mummichog), 1628 nucleotides long. RefSeq names its product somatostatin receptor type 5. The record is from RefSeq and is a predicted model, not a curated record. Lineage: Eukaryota; Metazoa; Chordata; Actinopteri; Cyprinodontiformes; Fundulidae. Gene Ontology annotation, biological process: regulation of insulin secretion; cellular response to glucocorticoid stimulus; neuropeptide signaling pathway. Gene Ontology annotation, molecular function: neuropeptide binding; somatostatin receptor activity. Gene Ontology annotation, cellular component: neuron projection; membrane. The transcript has 4 exons. The coding region runs from base 1 to 1107 and encodes 368 amino acids.